Messenger RNA from Chironomus riparius, 2563 nucleotides. Lineage: Eukaryota; Metazoa; Arthropoda; Insecta; Diptera; Chironomidae. The record is from the annotation of a GenBank genome assembly.
AUUCUUGAGAACAAAAACCGUUAAAAUGAUUUCAAAACGCACUCAAAACAGAGAAAAAAUCACGCGCGCGUCAGUAUUUUGAAAAGUUAAUUUAUUUAAAUGAAUUAGACAGUUCUGGUGGGCUAAAGUGAUAAGAAGGAAGAGUCACAGAUAAGACAUAAAGUGAAAAAUUAAAGAGAGCUGAUAAGACUUGAUUAAAAGUGAAAAAAUUCAAUUUUAAUAAAUUUACGCGCAAAAUCUUUUUGAAAAAUCGUUAAAGUUUGACAACAAACAAUAAUUAAGUAUGGAAAAGCGAGUAAGCAGAACAAGAGCUGCACGUGAAAAGAGCCCACCAAGUAGUAGGACGCGUAGUAAGUCUCCAGCACGAGUUGAAGUCUCUGGACGAGAUUCAGCACCAAUUAAAAAGACCCGAAUAACAAGAAAGACUGAAAGAGAUUCUGAGGAAUCAUCAAGCCAAUCCAGCACUCCAAAGAAAUUAAAAGUUGGUAAAAAAGAAAAACAAGUGAAUAUUCAAGAUGAUUCAGCUGAAAAUGAAGAAGUUGCUGAUAUUAAUGCACGAAGUACACGACUUUCGACACUCCGUAAAAGAACCAGUCCUGUUACUUACAAAACAACUCCAACACCAUCAACUACCGAUGAAAUUAGGAGAUCUGUAAGUAGAACAGCAAGUUCAUUGACAAAAGAAGAUACUGACGAUGAUGAAUUGGAAGUAAAUCAAGUUCCAACUCAGCAAACAGACUUUCAAAGUUUGGGAAUCUACACGAAACCAUUCGCAAACUUUUUAUUGUUGAUUGUACUGGCAGUUUUCCCUAUAAUUAUUGCGACAGCAUCAAGAGUUGGAUGGAAGUGCUCUUUAAUCAUCCCUGAGCUUAAAAACAUUGAAAACUUUGUCACACUUCAGGCAUUUUCAUUUAGCGUUGCGAUUCACUCACUGUCAGUUUUGGUAUCAUUAUUACCUGUUGGACGAUUCGUAAAGCUACCUGAUUCAGAAAAGGAAUAUCAAUUUAAUGGUACAUUAGCGGCAUUUCUAUUGUCAGGCAUUUUAUUUGCUCUGGAAUUAAAGAAUUUGGAUUCAUUGACUGCUCUCUAUAAUAAUGUCGAUCGUCUCUUGUUCCUUAGUAUUGUUAAGUGCUUAAUAAUAGCAAUUUUCUUCUUAAUCAUGCCAAAAUACAACACAAGAAUUUUGCCAAAUACUGAAGUAAAUGUUUAUGGUAAAAGUGGUAAAAUCUUGAAUGACUUGGUUGCUGGACGUGAAUUGAAUGCUAGACCAUUUGGAUUUGUGGAUUUCAAGAGAAUUGUCUAUGUCCAAUCGAUCAUCUACAUUCUCGUCAUUAACAUCGCAUAUCUAUACAAAAAUGUGACAAUCCCAAUUGUUCAAACUGCCACAGAAGCAAGUCCAGUUGAUGAACUUGUCAAGCAGACUUACAGCAAUGUCGUUUUUAUCGUUCAAAACUCGGAAUAUAAUCUAGCUGGAUUUGUUGCAUCAUCAUUGUUGAUUUUGUAUGCACUUGAUUUAUUGAUUUUCGAGCAUCACCUAGCAACAUCAUUCCAAGUGAACGAUGAAGGUACUGGCGCAGAAGUUUUGUUACGUUUUGCCACCUUCCCAUUCUUGAUUUCAUUCCUUCCACGUUAUUUAUUCACGAAUAAUGUUUCUGUCAACUGCUAUGUCCUUAUGUUUGCUGCGACUGUAUUCAUCAUUGGAUUGGUCAUUAAACGAUGCAGUAACUGUCUUAAAUAUGAAUAUCGAUUACAUCCGAAUGACGCUAAGUUUAAAGAUCUCGCAACAUUGCCAACUUUCCAAAAUCAUCGUCUCAUCAUCGGAAAAUGGUGGUCUAGAAUCCGUCAACCGAAUCUUUUUGGGGAAAUUCUCCUACAUCUUGCUUUAUUGAACUUGUUAGCACCAAGUUUUGACUGCUCAAGCUUCUUUGGGAUCUUCAUAAUCAUUGUAUAUCUCAUUUAUCGAUCGAUUGCAAUUAACCGAAAGAAUGCUAUCAAAUAUGAAUCUUCAUGGCAGCGCUAUACGUCUGCUGUCAAGUACAACUUAGUGCCAAGAGUCUAUUAACUAUUGUAAACUAUAAAUUCAUGUGUGGAUGCGUGUGUUAACUUUAAUAACUAAUCCAGGAUUGCAUCUAGUAAUUUAGAUAUAUCCUUAGCAAUUUAUCAAUGUAUUGAUAAUAACUUAAAACUCCUGCAUGUACUGCACAAAUCUGAUUUUAAUUGCCAUAUUUUAAGCUGCGUGAAAUUUUUAACUAUUUUAUUAUCUUUUUAACGGAUAAAGGCUGAUUUUUUUGUAUAUACUUAAACUACACAACACUGCUCAAUUUGGCCAUUUUUAACACAAAACUUUUUAAGUACAAACAAAUCAUCCCCAAUUUUUAAUUCUUAACAAUAAGUAAUCAUAUUAAAAUAUUUUAGACGAAUUCGUUUAGAUGUUAAGGACAUAAGAAAUAUCAAUUUUUUGAUAUUUUAGGGUAUAAUGAUAAUUUCAAAUAUUUUAUCUAUUAAGUAAAUUGAUUCACGAAUUGUUUGGUGAUAGACAUAGUAAAAUACAAAUAAAGACAAG